CUGCAACUUAAUAUUAUAUAAAUAUCAAUGCAGUAGCUAAACGCAGCCGUCGGGCUCGGCUAUUAUUCGGAGGCUUUUUAAAAGCACCAAUAGGAGCGCUCCACAUAAUCUGUAUCGCGGCCAAUUGGAAGCUUUUAAAUCUAAACCUUUUGUACUGAUCAAGUAAAAUAUUGCAAAUCACUCUUGCAUCAUCCUCCAUACUUUCAACACCUACUUUCUACAUUGAACCGUUUUGGCAAGAACCCUUGUAAACCAGUACCUUUGGGAAAAUUAUACUUCACUUCAUUAUAAAUCGAAGUUUUAUUUAAGUCGUCGACAUCCUGACCUGCACGGCGGCUACAUAUGGUCCUUCGCAGCCUUCAAGACAAGGGCAGACUUGACCAACAACGGGUUCAUCGUGGAAGUGGACUUUGACCAAUCUUCGCAACCGUCUUCGUUGUCUUCAGUUUCUUCGGCUUAGGAAGAACACGCAACAGACGUUGAAAACGAGGGGUCCCAGCGUUUACCGGCAUAAGGAAAGCGUUCGUUGGACUUCCACCACAUCAAGACAUCAAGGACUUCAGUUCCAGUACAUUGCAUCACCUGAAUACGUAGGACUAAACAGAGUGAGUUCGUUCCAAUUUCCUUCAAUUUCCCUUCUAUACCUAUUUUUCUUGGAAUUAAGAAUAGCUCUAUACGUGUCAGGCACAAAUAAUUCAUUUUCAUACAAAAUCAUAAUUCAUCGCAAUAAAAUAGCUUAACUUCAUAUCAACUUUGUUAUAAAAAUCCUACUAAAUAUUAAAAAGCCGUCUCCAUCGCUUAUUAUCUUCGCCUCAGUAACAUAAUUUUUUUGCUAAAUCAUCACAUUUCGCGCGCAGCUGCUUAUCUACUCCGCUUCUUUGUUCUCGUCAGUUGCAUUUUAACUCGUUAGUGUUCACACUUCUCUUACGCAUAGAUGGAGAUUGAAGCGUUAACUGAGAAACCCGACGAGGCAUAUGCGGAGCGGGAGCAGUUUGAAAGCCAGUUCUUUAUGUUGGUCUCGACUGCUCGACUUCUUUUGAGCCCUACGGUGCAGUCGAGCGGCGGUCGGGCCGGAUCCGGGUCCGCGGCUUCCACGUCAUGCGGCGGCGGCCGGCAUGACUUCGUUCGUCUGCCCAAGAUUGAUCUGCCUCACUUCGAUGGGAACUAUCAGCAUUGGCUCGGCUUUAGAGAUACGUAUAUUUCCCUUAUUCAUAAUAAUCCCGCUAUCAACGACAUAAGCAAAUUUCACUAUCUUCGUGCAUCUUUAAAAAGCAGUGCCGCCCUUGUGAUUCAAAGUCUUGAUUUUAGCAGUGAUAACUAUCAUAAAGCGUGGCAAUUAGUUUCGGAGCGGUAUGAUAACCCGCGCCUUUUAAUUAAUAAUCACAUCCAGGCCUUGUUUAACCUUGAACCUAUGCAACAUGAAUCGAGCUCUUUGUUACGUAACAUGGUGGACGUAACUAAUAAAAAUUUGCGUGCGCUUGGCACCUUAGGGGAGCCUACCGACCAUUGGGACACCUUAGUUAUCUACAUAAUGUCUAAGAAGUUAGAUCUAGUAACUAAGCGUGAGUGGGAGGAGCACAGAAACCUUUUAACAGGUUCGCCGACGUUGCAGCAAUAUAUUACAUUUUUAAACAACAGGGCCGACUUACUUGAAUCUCUUGGCGAUAAUUACGUCAAUAAUAUUGGUCAAAAAACAUCUAAACAUAAAUUUCAAUUGCAUUCACAAAGCGAGCCACAAAAGACGCAUAAUUAUCUUACAACUACUAAUAAUAAUUCUUAUCGCAAACCUAUUGUUUGCCCUUAUUGUAAGCAUGACCAUUUCUUAUUUACAUGCGAAUCCUUUCGUAAAUUAGAUGUUGAUAAUCGAAUAAAAAAUGUAAACGGUUACUCAGUAUGUAAGAACUGUCUUCGCCCGGGACACUUAGAAAAACAAUGUGUGUUAUCUCAUUGUAAAUAUUGCAAACUUAAGCAUAACACUCUUUUGCAUAAACAUGUUGACAAAGCAUCUUCUAGCAGUGACGUUCCGGUGCCAGAUGUUCACUUUAACGGCAAUAUACAAACAAAAGUGUUUACCCCUACUGAGACUUCCGGACUACUGUCCACAGCGUUGGUGCACGUGAGUGACGCGAACGGAGUGCUUCGUGAGGCGCGUCUGCUUCUGGACAACGGUGCUUCCUCCAACUUCGUGACGCGAGAUCUGUGCGGACAGCUUGGGUUAGCGACAAGCAGCGCGGGAGCUACGAUCACAGGUAUCAAUGAGCAGCUUUCACAUUGUCCGGAGUCUUGCAAUAUUACAAUUCAGUCACUCAAUAGUAACUAUACGACGACCGUAAACUGUUAUGUUGCCGAAGUAAUAAAUAAAUCUCUGCCGCCAUGUCGCAUAGAUCUUACCAAUAUACCUAUUCCUGCCGGCAUCACAUUGGCAGACCCAUCAUUUUAUGAGCCUUCCGCUAUUGAUAUUUUGGUCGGGGCGGAAGUAUUUUGGGACGUCUUAGGUUCCGCGAAUAUAAAAUUAGGUAAAAAUAAACCUCAAUUACGUGAAACAUCGUUAGGUUGGAUCGUGUGCGGUUCCAUACCUGCCUACAAUACAAACAUAAACGAAUCUUAUUUUUGUUCGUUCCUCACACAUAAUGAGGAAACUAAUCUUACCCGGUUUUGGGAAUUAGACUCGGUGUCUUCUAAACAUUGCAUGUCUCAUGAAGAGCAAGCGUGCGAAAAAAGUUUCUUAGAUAAUACCAUUCGCGAUCAAGAUGGCCGCUUUGUUGUGACGUUACCUUUAAAAGAGUCACCGGAUGUACUUGGCGACUCAUAUCAAAUGGCCAAGCGCCGUUUCUUGGCAUUGGAGAAACGGCUCGCACGCGAUCCUGUCUUAAAAAACUUAUAUUCUGAUUUUAUUCGCGAAUACAUCGACUUAGGCCACAUGAGCGAACAUCAAUCAUCAUCAUCGUCAUCAUUUGAGCCACCAGAAAAAAUAUUUUGUGGCGCGUUGCUUAGUGCAAGACUCUGGGCAAAGGUCAUUUCGUCACUGACCGUGAAGGUUGAUCAUAGUUACUUUUGGUCUGACUCUAUGAUCGUGCUGGGCUGGUUCGCAGGGCCGUCUAGUCGACUGAAACCGUUCGUCCGCAACCGUGAGAUUCGAGAGAGCACUCGUGGACAAACAUGGAGCUAUGUACCCUCAAAGCUAAACCCGGCAGAUCUAGUGUCACAAGGAAUGAAGGCUGAUGACCUCAGCAUCUCCACACUAUGGUGGACAGGUCCAGAUUUUUUGCAUCAUUCCAUUAUUCAAUUUCCUCUGACACCUAAUACAAACGCAGAUAAUCUGCCAGAAGUGUCAUUACAUACAAACGCACAGGCAAACAUAAACGAAAAUGACAAUCUUAUAACUAAACUUAUCAAUAAUCCGGCUCGAAGGACCAUAUGCUAUAAGCUAUAA
Cydia pomonella (codling moth) is the source of this 3433-nucleotide messenger RNA. RefSeq lists its product as uncharacterized. The transcript is spliced from 3 exons. Bases 935 to 3433 code for a protein of 832 amino acids. The record is from RefSeq and is a predicted model, not a curated record. NCBI's taxonomy places the organism in Eukaryota, Metazoa, Arthropoda, Insecta, Lepidoptera, Tortricidae.